This is a messenger RNA of Pieris brassicae (large cabbage white), 2177 nucleotides long. It is a transcript of the gene Seipin, whose product is annotated as seipin. Lineage: Eukaryota; Metazoa; Arthropoda; Insecta; Lepidoptera; Pieridae. The record is from RefSeq and is a predicted model, not a curated record. Gene Ontology annotation, cellular component: endoplasmic reticulum membrane. The transcript is spliced from 8 exons. The coding region runs from base 329 to 1324 and encodes 331 amino acids. Gene Ontology annotation, biological process: lipid droplet organization; lipid storage.
UGACGGUGAUAGGUCACGGUGUUUUUGAAUAUUUUGUUCAAAUAUGUAUUAUGGCAGUUUUAUUUGUAAAAUUUAUUUAAAGUUUGUCAAGGAACUUUGAAAGUGAACUAUUGUUUAUCAAACACAUUUAAUUCUUUUCAAAGCUGGUUUUUGCCUUUUUGUUCGAACAAGGUAUCACAGUAAUUUCUUAUCGUCAAACCACGGUCGUUACUUAUCGUCUAAUUUAUUGAUAAAAUAGUAUGUAUACUAUCUACCCGAUUGUAGUUCCGUUUCCUUGACCGUUUCUAUCAAAGUCAUUUGCCAUCCGUUCUUAAUAGGACGUAUUAAAAUGUCGUUGUUAAUUUAUUUGAAUCCCUUUACACUGUUUCGAGACUUUGUUCGUGCACCGGUGGAAAGUUUUGUUAAUGACCAGUAUAUGGGGUAUAAAAAGAAAACAAAUGAAAGUAUCACCAGCGUCAAAGAAUUAAUAUAUAGAGCUAGUAUUUUAUUAGUGUUCUUCUCUGCUAUAUUAUGGAUAUCAAUAUUUAUGUAUAUAGCAUUUUACUAUACAUAUAUGCCAAAUGUUACUCAUGUAAGGCCUGUUCACCUACAAUUUAAAUCAUGUGAGGAUCAAAUGGGCCUCUGUUCAUAUCCUUAUGCUUAUGUUCAGCUAACAAAAGCCAGUUAUGUUUUAAUGUCAGGGCAGCCCUACAGAAUCAAGUUAGUCAUGGAUGUGCCUGAAUCACCUAACAAUAAGGACCUAGGUAUGUUUAUGGUGUGCCUACAAAUGCGUGGAAAGGGAGGUACAUUAGUCUCCUCUUCAUGCCGAUCAGCCAUGCUUAAUUAUAGAUCGAAAUUGCACUACUAUAUCCGUACGUCGUUAUUCUCACCGCUAUUUCUACUUGGAAUAGAUGAUGAGCGACAGGAAAUACAAGUGGAGCUGUUUAGCGACUUUCAAGAUGAUCCAAACAGCCCAGUAACUGAUGCAUACAUCGAACUGCAGUCUCGCUUUGUGCAAGUCCACUCGUGUUCAUUGCACGUCGAGGCUCACUUUUCGGGGCUACGAUACGCGAUGUACUAUUGGCCUCGGGUCUCCGCCCUCUGCGGAAUCUCCACUAAUUUAUUCUUUACAUCAUUCGUGUUUAUAUUGAGCUGGUAUCACUUACAAGAUGGCCUGCCUGAGUUUAUAAAGAAUAAAUUCAAGACAGAAGUCAAAAGUGAACCAGGUGAAAAGAAACAAGUUAGUAAAGUGAAACUUGAACGGAAAGAUUCAUUUCCCUUGAUCGAAGAAGAGGCUCUAGCUAUUCUAGAAGAAUAUCAAACGUUGGAGAAGAAGACGACGUAGACUGAUUUAUAUAUAGCUUUAAUUUUGUCCCUAAAGGGAAACUGUGACAUUGUUUUAGACUGCGAUUACAAAUUUAUUUUUAAUAAGUUGAAAAGUUUAUCAAAUCGUUUUGUCGUAUAGUACAUAUAAUAAAUUUUGUUUUCCGUUGCAGUAAUAUAAUAGUUUUAUAGCUAAUGUACCUGUCGAUAAGCUGUAUACUGAUUUCAUAAUAUAAAUGAGAUUGUUGUAAAUUGCAUUGUAAAUAAACAAUAGAAAUUCUAUAUUUAAAAAUCUUUAACAAUUGUGAGCUUUAAAUGUAUUGUACUAAGCACUGUUCCUAAUAACAUAUCUGUUUAAUACAGUUUAUAUUUGAAAUAAUGUAAUUUACAAAUUACAUCUAUUCUAAGGGUAAGAGGUAGAAACGAGACAGCGCUAAGUCAGACUCGUAUAUCAAACAUAAUUUGAAUUUGACAUACAGGAGUCAGGUUUCCGUCUCGUUUUGAAUCUCACCCUAACUGUUACAGUUAUCUAUGUAUUCAGAGAUAUGUCUGAAGAAUGAAGACUUAUGUAGGUUUGAUAUAGUUCUAUACAAAAUUUAAAGUUUUCCUAUAAUUGUACAACUAUAGCUGCACUUUCACAAGCACUGAACAAAUCAGACUUCGAUUCAAAAAUAUUUAUUAUUUAAUGAAAAAAGUAGAAAAUUAAUUUUAUAUUUUAAAUACUGGAAGAGUUGCCAUGUCUUUAAUAUUUUUGACAUUCAAACAAUGAAUUAGUGUUACGCAGAUUAGUAUUAGUAAAUUUUAUAACAUAAUUUAUGAGCACUGUUAUAAGUAAUACUAUAGUAAUAUUUUUUUAUUUGGUGAUUAAAUAAUAA